Molecule: messenger RNA, 3081 nt
Organism: Trypanosoma theileri
Lineage: Eukaryota; Euglenozoa; Kinetoplastea; Trypanosomatida; Trypanosomatidae
Exons: 1
Source: RefSeq, a predicted model, not a curated record
AUGAACAUACAGUUCCUCGCUGAAACCGAUCCAUCGCCAAAGCAACAAGAGGAACACGUAAAUAAUAAGAAAGAAAUGAACACCGAUGUGAAUAUCACAUCUCCACCGUCAACUAGUCUUCUAGUGCGCUUUCUACACUUUCUCUGGGCCUGCCACAGUCAUGUGGAUCUCCCACUGGAGCGUACUCUCCAACGUAGUAUAGAACUCGCCCAGUUUACAGAGUCUAUUCAGUCACUUUGUGUUCUUCCACGACAACAAUUGCAUGUGCGAUGGGCAUUAUGGGAACUUUUACAUGAUGCCGUGGUCCGUGAGAAACAUGUGGAGGAAAUGGAAAAACAAUCACGUUUGUAUGGUGGUGGAUGGGCAAAGAAUAUUGCACGACGAACAUCACCGUGGACAUACUCUGGAGAACAUAAUAAUAAUAAUUAUGAUAAUAAUAAUAGUGGUAGUGGUAGUGGUGGGAAUGAUCCUACAACUUUGGGAACUAGUAGUAUUGGUAAUAGUAGUACCAGUAAUAAUAUGAGUACGACUACUAUUCCUACUAAUAAUAAUAGUACUGGUAGUAAUAAUAGAGCUAGUGAUUAUUAUCAUUAUUAUCAUUCUUCUUAUUAUUAUCAUCAUGGUUCAAAUAAGAAUGGGGCUGGUGGAGGAAUGACUGUUCAAUUCUCAAGAGAAAUGACUGAAGGAGAGGAAGAUGCGUUACUUGCAGCUCUGCGGGCCCGUGGACAUUAUCACGCCCGUCUCCCACGCCAUGCCAAUAACUGUUCACGACGUAGUCGAAAAAAUCAUCAUCAUAAUAGUAAUAGUAAUAGUAGUGGGAGUGGAAGUGUUAGUUCAUUUAAUGGUUCUCCUAUAGAUCCCAACAAUCUAGAUAGUGUUCUUGGUCCUGUAGCCUCUCUCACUAGUGGAUGUUCUCUCUGUAUGGCGGAGGGUCUUCUGCAGAGUUGUUGGAUGUGUGGACGUUUACUACAACUUAUAGACACUGUUGCCGCCUCACAUCUCUGUGCGGCUCCUCUUAUUAUUCCAAGUGAUGUUUUGUCUAUUACCCCACAUGAGGCUAUGUGUGUAGCUUAUCAUGUGGCACAGCAACAAUUACAACUUAGUAUUUCACUUCUUCUUUCUAUUGUGAUGGAACCGGAAUUGUCUACAUUAUCUCCAUCCUCGUUAUCUCCAUCCUUGUCUACACUGCGUGUGACGGCAGAAGAUGAAAAGAAACAUCACAUAAAGGCUGCAAAAGCUAUUGCGGCAGUAGCACAGCAAGGAUUAGAUCUCUGUGUUCAUCUUCUCACAGCACUACGUAGUUUGCGGGGGGAAAAUAAUGUGUAUAUAGUUCUUUUGCAUGCUGCCACGUUAACAUUCUGCGAUCGAGACGGUGUGAGUAAAGCCAAACAGCUGAUGAAGAAAUUUGUGACAUCAUUAUUAUUAGUAGAUGCGGCACCAGGAGCAGAAUCAAUAUCAACAACAACAACUACUACUACUAGUACUACAAGACGGAAAGCGAAAAAUAAUAAUAAUAAUAAUAAUAAUAAUAAUGAUAAUAAUAAUGAUCUUUACAAUAUGUGGCUUAGUAUAGAGUCUUUAGUAGAAUUAGGUGAUGGAGUAGAAACCAGUGAAGGGCAGACAUCACCGUCGUUGUUGCGAAUAGAAGAAGUAACCACAGGUGUACUCUUCACAGUAUACCUUGAACUCCUCCAGUUAAGGGAAUUACCCCUCUUAACUACACCUCAUACCUCAGAAAAGGAUAAACAUAUAAAUGAUACUAUAGAAGUUAGAGAAAUGGCAAUGAAUGUCUGUUGUCGUGCACGAGAUGUACUUGAUACGAUUGUACAACCACGUUUACUAAACUUGUGUGAUGCCGCGGAUGGAGCUGUAUGUACACGUGGAGUUCAACUACGAUCUCUUUACUGGCUACUACGUGGAACCCUCUCUCAUAUUUUAAAUACACUUUGCCUUUCACCAACCAAUUCCACCAUUUCGUAUACAUUCAACAAGGAGGAACCAUUAGAGUGUAUGCGUGAGGCGGUGAAGGGAAGUGAGGCGGCGCGGGAAUUUCUCGGUCAUCCAUUAGCACCGGAUUGGAUCAACACAAUACAUCAACCACGUAAUUCCCCAUCUAGUAGUGAUAUAACUAGAAUGACUACCACUACGGAUGUUGAGAGAAGUGAGAAGAAAAAUAAAAAGGAAGAAGAAGAAAAGGAAAAGAAAGAAGAAGAGGAGUGUAUGUAUGGGAUUGGGCGUUGGCGUUUACAGGUGGAGUUGAAUUCUCAUGAUGAUAAUAAUGAUAAUAAUAAUAAUAAUAAUAAUAAUAAUAAUAAUAAUAAUAAUAAUAAUAAUAAUAAUAAUAAUAAUAAUGGGCGGCGGCCUGACGGUGGGAAUGAAUCUAAACAAGAGUAUAUCUCACUAUCACCACAGGAACGUGUCACUCAAUUGGCACUCUUACCACUACCCAUCAUGCGAUUGUGGUUUGUUCUCGCCCGUACGGUAUUUCGAAGUGUAUCUGCAGAUCUUGUCUCUCUACGUGCACGUGAGGAUGUACAUAACUCAACAUCAACAACAAUAAUAAAGCCAAUGGCAUCAUCUACAGAUCCACUCCCUGCUGUUCAUAUGGCUACUGCUGCUGCUGCUGCUGUUGCUGCCCAUGAGAAUAAUAAUAAUAAUAAUAAUAAUAACAGUGGGAAUAAAAAAGAACGAAAAGGUGCGGCCGCCGCUGCCCAACGAGCCGCCAUGGCACAACGGGAGAAUCAACAUCAAAUGGAAGAGACACAACGUCGUACUGAACACUCAUCACUUGGUUUUUGGUAUCGCUGGCAUAAAGCCAUUUAUACACAUUCUCUUAUGUCUCGCAGGAUGAGAAAAGGAAUAAUAUCAUCUCUUCUUGGCCGUUUUCAGCAGGUGAUGUGUUUUGUGAAUGAAGAUCCUUCAACUGUAAAGACACCGUUUAUGCGUGUGUUAAGUGAGGUUUACCCCAUUGCUGCAAGUCAGCAAGAGGCAUUUACAGCAGCCCAACUCAUUGAUCCUGAUCUUCUUUCUACACAAGAAGAAGAAGAUAAGGAUAAUAAUAAUAAUAAUAAUAAUAAUAAU